CGACGGAAGAAUAUUGAGCAGAUAGAGAGACAGACAGAGAGAGACAGAGAGAGAGAGCGUGCAGAGAGGUGACAGCUCCUGAAUUGCCGGGUUGCAUGUGGCUGGUCGGACUGCAGAGGCUGGCUCGCUGGAGGCUGCAGCUUCCCUCCCGCUGGAGCUUCGCCCUCUCCGCAAACCCUGCCUCCCCCCUGCGGCUCUCCCCCGGCUCCAGCAUGUCCCUCUGUCCGGCCGGGGACCGCACGACCCUGUCCUGCAGGAGGGAGAAGCCGCCCAAGGACACCCUGAGACACAUCAAGUCCAGGGAGAAGAGGAAGCGAUUGGACGCUCAUGGACCUUCAACCGUCUACCUACAGGUAGUGGGGUCUGGGAGUAGGGAAGCUGCAGCCUCCCUCUAUGUCUUCUCUGAAUACAAUAGGUAUCUCUUUAACUGUGGAGAAGGGACACAGCGGCUGAUGCAGGAACACAAGCUAAAGGUUUCUCGCCUUGACAAUAUUUUUGUGACAAGGAUGAAUUGGUCAAAUGUUGGAGGAUUAUCUGGUAUGAUUCUAACGCUGAAGGAUACGGGUGUUCCCAAAUGUGUAUUCUCCGGACCGCCACAGUUUGACAGAUACUUGACUGCAAUUAGAACAUUCUCUGGGCCACUACAAGGACUGGAUUUAGCUGUGCGCCCUUACACAGACCCAGAGUAUACUGAUGAUACCAUGACUGUGCAUCAGGUGCCCAUAUUUGCCAAAUUGGAGUCGAAGGAGGGCCGAGGGACAGAGAGUCCAGAUGGAUCACUUGGCAAAACCAGUCCCGAUCGGCCCUGUUCACCGAAAUCUGUAAAGCGGCAACUGGAGGAUUCUGAGGGUCGCUUACAGGAAAAGCCAGAGAGAAGUCCAAAAAUGUCGACGAGGGACCCUGCCCUGGUGGUAGCUUUUAUCUGCAAGCUUCAUCCGAAGAAAGGAAAUUUCCUCGUCAUGAAGGCUAAGGAGCUGGGUCUACCGGUGGGGACCUCUGCAAUCGGGCCAAUUGUUGCCGCUUUGAAAGAUGGAAAGAGCGUAACGUUUGAAGGCAAGGAGAUCAGACCUGAGGAAGUGUGUACACCAGCGGAUCCAGGGCCCACUUUCCUUGUGUUGGAAUGUCCGAGUAACGAAUUUAUUGGCCCCAUGUGUGAGAAUGAACAACUCAAAAGGUAUCAAACUGGAGGGUCUGAAAGCCCCACUGCAUUAGUUGUCCACAUGACGCCGGAGUCAGUGUUGGCAAAUAAUGUUUAUAAAUCGUGGAUGGAGAGGUUUGGGCCUACCACAGAACACCUGAUCCUCAAUGAACACAAUGAGACUGUCCAUAACCUACGCAGCCACAAGAUCCAAACCCAGCUAAACCUGAUUCACUCUGAGAUCUUUCCUCGGCUAAAGACCUUUCAGACCAAGGAACAGCCAGCCUCUCUCAAUAUGCCAACUGUUCGAGGUGAAUGCUUGCUAAAGUACCAGCUGAGGCCCAAAUUUGAAUGGCAAAGAGAUGCUGUGGUUGCAGCUGACACCGAGGAGUUUAUUAAAGAAGCUACAGAAAUCCCAGGCUUCUUGGAGAAAGUUGAAGAAUGUAAGAAUUUAUUGGCGGCAGACCCUGUUAUUCAGUCAGGGAAAGUGGACAAAUACCCCGAGGUGGUUUUCCUUGGAACUGGAUCUGCCAUCCCAAUGAAAAUCCGAAAUGUUAGCUCCAUCAUUCUAAACAUCGAUGCGACACGCUCUAUAUUGUUAGAUUGUGGUGAAGGUACCUUUGGCCAGCUCUGUCGUCACUAUGGCAACGAUGUGGACACGGUUCUCUGUAAUUUGUCAGCCAUCUUUGUGUCUCACAUGCACGCUGACCAUCACACCGGCUUGAUAAAUAUAUUGGUGGAACGAGAAAAAGCUCUGGUUUCGCAGGGUAAGGUCUUCAGCCCAGUUUUACUUGUGGGCCCUUUAAAGAUCAUGAGUUGGUUGAACCAAUACCAUAACCAUUGCCAAGAGAUUCUCCGCCAUAUUAACAUUAUUCCUGCUCGACAGCUUGUGGAAGGUGCGGAAGUUACCAAGUUCAAUGCUCAAGACUUUAUUCUAUCUUUGCUAAAGGAACUUGAACUGGAAAAGUUCCAGACGUGUGUCGUGCGUCACUGCAGGAACGCCUUUGGCUGUGCGCUUCAACACAAGUCAGGCUGGAAAAUAGUUUACUCAGGGGAUACCAUGCCGUGCCCAGCUCUGGUGCAAACAGGGCAGAAUGCGAACCUACUGAUUCAUGAGGCCACGCUGGAAGAUGGGCUGGAGGAAGAGGCUGUUGAGAAAACUCACAGCACCACCUCCCAAGCCAUUGAUGUCGGUAUGAAGAUGAAUGCCAAAUUUAUAAUGUUAAAUCACUUCAGCCAGAGAUAUGCCAAGAUUCCCCUCUUCAGUGCUGACUUCAAUGAGAAAGUGGGAAUAGCUUUUGAUCAUAUGAGGGUUCGGUUUGACGAUUUUGGGGUCGUGCCAAAACUCAUCCCGCCCCUCAAAGCCCUUUUUGCGGACGAGAUUGAAGAGAUGGAGGAACGACGCGAGAAGCGAGAGCUUCGGCAGUUGAAAGAAGCCCAAAGUUCUUUGAGCACAAACGGGCCUGUGGCCCAGGGACCAUCCGUCACCACGAGCGCAGCCGAGGCAGUCACCAAAAAGAAACGCGAGGUUGAAGAACCUGACCAAGACCUGGACCACAAAAAAAUAAAACUAACUUGAGAUACCACUGGAAAAUAAUUAAUUAUUUGGAAGACCUGGUUCAUUACCCUGGAGAGCUAGUGUACAGGAAAGCAAACAUACAGGAAAGCAAACAUACAGGAAAGCAAACAUACAGUACGGGACAAGAGAUUGAGCUGAUUUUAAUUUGGGGUAUAAAUGAGACUGUUGUGUAUAGUGUUUUGCCAUCAGGGUAAAAAUGACUGUGGCUCGAAAUAAUUCAGGUUAUAUUUUGGUUUUUAUAUGGCACAGUAAUUUUAUUUAUGAAUCGGGGGCCCAGAUACUUAGAUACCUGACCCCCCCCUUUUUGGAGAUUGGCCUUUCCAGGCCACUCCAAUAAAGAAAUGGCGCAAACAUCCCACAUUUUUCUCACUCCAGUUGAGGAGGACAAAUAAUCCAUAGUGUUAUGUUGAAUUUUAGGUUGGGAACCAUAUGCCUGAAGUCAGGUUUUGAAGUUUUUUUUAUUAAAAAGCACCCUUUUUUAUGUUACUUAAUCCCAUUUUUGAUUCCACUUGUGAAGUAAGUUGCGCAUAAGUGUUCCUUUCCCUGGCUCCUUCCAUUUUCGUCUCCACUCUGCCAUUGUUGCUUUGAAGUGUUAUCUACAGGGUGCAAAACAAGACUGAAUUCAUUUGGCACCUGAUGCUUCCUUCCCUUGGAAAAUUCCUCAAACCAUGUUGAGUGCAGCUUUAGAAACAAUUCCAGUUGCGAUUAGGAACUCCUCGUGUCUUGAGUGGAGAGAAUUGAGAAAUUCCCAUGUCUUAUUCCAAAACUGGGGAUAGUGUGCAUCGAUCUCCAUGUGUGGUAUUUAUUGCAGGGGUGAGCAAAAGUUAUUUUUGACAUCUGUAGAAUGGUUCACAAGCAGUCUUCAUGAAGAUGAGCAUAAACAUUCACUUUCCUCAUUAGUGCUUGUACCAGAUAUAUAAUUUAUUUUGAAACCAGAGUUGAAUCUUUAGAAUAAUAAACCAACUUCUUGCA
Molecule: messenger RNA, 3689 nt
Organism: Carcharodon carcharias (great white shark)
Lineage: Eukaryota; Metazoa; Chordata; Chondrichthyes; Lamniformes; Lamnidae
Gene: elac2
Product: elaC ribonuclease Z 2
Exons: 24
Coding region: 96-2717 (873 amino acids)
Biological process (GO): mitochondrial tRNA 3'-end processing
Cellular component (GO): mitochondrion
Molecular function (GO): 3'-tRNA processing endoribonuclease activity
Source: RefSeq, a predicted model, not a curated record